AUGCCGGCUUAUUUCAGCAACCUCUUCCUACUUAACGGUUCUGAGCAGCAACCAGCCUGCUACCAAGUGACGAUCUACCGCGCAUACAACGUGCCCUGCAGCGCGCAUGCACGCCCGGACACUUUGGGGAACCCCCCUAGCACGUGCGUGAGACUCGCCUUUUCUGACCUAAUGUUUAUUUUGCUCGGGGCAAGAGAAACAGUAGACUCAGAAUUUGUCCACGAAUCAAUUGAGCAUAUCUCUUGUUCACCUUACAUUGCUUGUUCACAGGGUGAGACCAGCCCGCAGCACCGCACCAAUAACCCAGUGUACAUCGAGCGCAUAUCAGUGAUCGAGAUGUUUCCGAACGUGUGCGACAUAAUCCAGUUGGAUGUGUGCUCUGUUAACGUGGGGUCGAAGGUUCUGGCAAGUACGAAGUUGAAGCUGUCGGAAAUAUCGCAUGGCGGUGAAAACGGAUUCCUACCCACGUUCGGGCCGUCCCUUCUCCACAUGUACGGGCCGUGGCGCGAGUCUGAUGACGGGCCCUUCCACCGCGGUGCGCUACUGGUGGCCAUGAAGACCAUAGUUCCUUAUUACAAGCAGGAUCUCAGGACGGUUCACGUGGAAUCGGUGAACGCUGGGUUGCUGGAUACGGAGUGGAUUAUCGAGAAUUUCAUUAUGUUCUGUCCUGUCUUCGAAGUGUCCAUGCUGGAUAAGAGCUUGUCGGGAACCUCAUGUGGGAUCGCCAUCACCACUGGAGAGAUCCCAUUUAGCAGCCCCUUUGGCCAAGAUCCUGACGAAUUUGAGAGAGUGAUGUCUGAAAUAAAACAGAAGAAGCUGCAUUACACGGGUGGCAGGCCCGUCCGCUGGAACAGCCACGUGUCGGGGCACCUGGAGCUGACGUGCCCGGUGCUGCAGGUGGCCGCGCGGCUGCCGGACUUGCGGUUCCGGGUGUACGUGGACAACGUGCUGCUGGGGAUCCUAGCUGAUCUGGAAAACAAUCUUUGGGAAAUCUCCACCCGUCACACAAACAAUGACUACAAGUAUCCCGACGACCUUGUAGAGUCUCUCCAUCGCUCGAACGACGAAACUGCCGCCAAGAUCAAGAAGUUUCUAGAAAUUGUCCAACACUCCAGUUCUAACGACGGCAUGCAAAAGUAUACUACGGAGCUUGAUCAUAAACUUGUUCAGCUGCAGAAGGAGAAGAUCGAAAAAAUAUACAGUCGGCUAAUAUCAAGAAUGACUAAAGCCUCGCCGUACUGCAAGAAAACUGUCAAAAUGAUGCUGGCUGAAGCGAAAAGCGUCUACCAAGAGCUGAAAGAACUCAUGUACAAGACCCCAGACGGCUGGCCGCACAUAUCAGUAUGGCUGCUAAGCAACGGGUCCCGCGUCGCACACACCAAGAUAUCACCGAGUGACCUCAUACAUUCCGUCACGCCGGAACAGUGCGGCCGGCGAUGCGGGAAAAUACAGACGGUUUAUCUGAAGCCAAUAAAAUGCCCUCACCACCACCCGGUGGACUGCCACUGCAUCUCCGGAAAAGUAGAGCUGCUCGCUUGGAUGGGCUUGUUCAGGCAUCGCGGCAUGUUCCAGGAUUGUAUUCCAGACGGGUAUAGAAUUACCGAAUCGGGCCUUGGCCUCGAGUGUGAACCAACGUUCCUCGAAUGCUGCGUGAACAUCUUUCGCGCUAAGCUGUCCUGCUUGAGCGAUCUCAGCGGUCUGUCGUCCUUCGUGAGAAUCCACUUUAUGAACAACGUCAAAGAUACACAGGUAUGUCAAAAUACCGCCUACCCGGUUUGGAGUGAGGUGCUCCGUAUAUCGUGCAGUGCUAACGUGUCCCCCCAACGCCUGGAGACUAGUCCACCGGAGAUACUCGUCGAGGUGUACCACUGGGAAGCCACGCAAAAGGGUAAAAUCGAUCUGCUCGGUCGCGUCACAUUGACGCCCGAGUUUUUGGUAGCUGAAGAUUUAGAGUCACCGCCUGCGCUGGACUGGCUCGACCUUCGUCUUUGGAAUGAAGACGUGGGCAAAAUACAGAUGUCCGCGCAACUUACGCAAAACAACAAAAGUGCGCUAAACAAGGCAUGGAUCAACAGAACACAAGAGCUGCUACAGAGAUCUAGUGACCAAGUCGUCCGGACUGUGUUGACCUCUGACGUGCCGGAACCGCUCCCCCUGCAUAUAUUGCCUGCUAAUAGGAGUUACAAAAUCGACGUAUACUUUUGGGGUCUUCGAGAAGUGAGCAUCACGAACAAGCCACUGGUGACCCUGGAACUGGAAGACAUCACCAUAAAGUCCGCAAUAAUUACCCAAUGCAAGUCCAACUGCAACUUUCCCAAUGCAAGGAUCUCACAGACAUUCCGAGGUAACUUGACCAACGGAUCCCAGUUGACAAUCAAAUUGUUCGACACCACCACCUUUGGACGGACCCUGCUCGUUGGUUCGAACGUGAAGAGGCCUGAGAAAUACCUUCUCACCUGGCUGCCUAAGAGUGAGAGGGAUGAAAAACUGCUUCUGAAGCCUGUAGUGAACACUCUCUUCAUGCAAGUAAAUCGCAAGACAUUUGUUAAAAGAACUUUGACGUAUCCCGUUUUCGAUAAACCUAAAACCUACAAAAACGAAGAAGACAAGAAUGCAAAAAUAAACUGGGAAAAUAUUAAGAAAUUGUUUUUCAAGAAGGCUUGCGAAGAUGAGUUAAUGCUUCUACCUAUUUACUCUCAAGAAACAGACAACGCCGUGAAAGAGACGGAAGAUGAUUGGUGGACGAGAUAUUAUACUUCGUUAAAUAUAUACGAUUCAGAGUUAGAGGAGCAGCCCGACUUCGCCAAGUUCAAAGACUGGUGCGGCACCAUCAAGAUCUACAACAGCAACAAGACGGGAAUACCUGACAAGGACGAGAAACUCCGCUGUGGCUACUUAAAGGCCAGUAUAGCGAUAUACCAGUGGCCGUCGCCAGCGGACACACUGGCAGUCAGCAGUAGCGGCGUCGACCUACAAAAAGGCUACUUCAACAAUCACCCCGACAACGAGCCAGCCCGGUACCUAGUCCGCGUAUACGCGGUGAAAUGUUCUAGUCUGGUGACCAAUGGUACCACCUCCAGGUGCUACGUGGCCGUGCAGUGCAACUCUAAAAAACUGUGCGACCGGGAGUCUAGCGUGCCGAGGGAUGCUGAACCUACGUUUGGAAAGAUGUACGAGCUCGACUGUACGCUGCCAGAAGACUAUCUCCUGACUAUAUCGGUGCUAGACUGUGGGGCUACGACCGACGAGCUGAUCGGCUGCACCAGUAUUGAUCUCGAGAACAGGGCCUACACGAAAUUUAGGGCCACUGUUGGCCUGGCUUCCGAGUAUAAUAUAAACGGCUCUAACAGAUGGCGUGACACUGACCGGCCGUCGGCCAUAUUGGUGCAGCUCUGCGAGCAAAACCACCUAGAGGCCCCCGAGUUCCCCGAUCCCUCAUCCCUGGUCUUCAACGGGGUGGAGUAUAAAGACCUUGACUCUGGAACGAAAUACACAAACCCCUUAGCAAGCAAGGAGAACCUUUGCCUGAAUAUCCUUCACAAAUGGCACACAAUACCCGUGUGCGGACACCGACUCGUACCUGAACAUGUCGAGAUCAGAACUCUGUACAACCCUGACAAACCCGGGGUUGAGCAGGGUAAGAUCCACAUGUGGGUGGACAUGUUCCUGAUGGACUGUCGACGGACAAUACCGGCGCCUGUCUCCAUCCGUCCUCGCCCUGACGAGUACUAUGAACUGCGGGUGGUUGUGUGGGACGUGCAGGGCUUGAAGCUGGCAAAGGGAGCUAAUAUCUAUGUUAGAGCAUGGAUUGGACCAAGUGAUGAAGCCCAAGACACCGAUAUCUACACGAGCACAAACGGCGAAGGACGAUUCAGUUGGAGAAUGAUCUUCCAGUUUCAAUACAAGCAUACUGAAAGAAAGUUGGUGCUCCAAGACAAGGGCCCGUUCACGGAGGUGACUGAGCUGUUUCCGCCAAUCCUCGUCCUCCAGGUCUUGGAUAUAGACGCUCCGACACUCCAAGAUUUUAUAGGUAUGCUAACGCUCGACCUGUCGGGCAUGCCGCGAGGCUCGAGGUUACCCCACAGCGCGCGCGCUGUAACGAAUAUGCGCAAAGUGAAUAUGUUUUCGGUGCGCAACGCGCGCGGCUGGUGGCCGCUCAGGAUGGUCGACCGGAACUCCGGGGACUAUUAUUUUGCUGGUAUUAUAGAGCUGGAAAUAUCGCUGCUGCCUCAGGAUAAGGCUCUGCUGAUGCCCGUUGGUCUUGGCAGGGGCGCGCCAGUGCCACUGCCUGAUCCAAUCCACCAACCACAUGUACCACGCAGCAAAUCCGACACCUCACUGGUUCAGUGUGGACCAACUACGCUGUUUCUCGUGGCCCUUGGUUUUAUACUGCUCGGUGGCUGUUUGGUCUGGCAACUGCCCCUCAUAGUAGUUAGCAGCAUACCUUCUAUGAAUGUAUAAGUUACACAAACGAAAUCCGACUCAUUGGUCCACUGUGGACCAGCUACACUUCUCGCGGCUGUUUGUACUGGCAACUGCCUGUCAUAGUGGUUAGCAUCAUAUCUUCUAUGAACACAUGUUUCACGAAGCGUCGACCUCGUUGGUCCACUGUGGACCAGCUACGCUUCUCGUGGCUCUCGGUUUUAUACUCCUCGGUUGCCAACUGCCCGUGAUAGUGGUUAGCGUCAUCUUAUCUUAUCAUAUCUGGUGGUUAGCGUCAUACUAUUUAUAAACAUAUCGUCAGGAGACAAGCAAAACUCACUAACUACUAAAAAAUAAUUAAACAAAAAUCAACCUUAUUUGAGUACUAUUAUGGUUCACUAUGACUAUGACCUUGUGGUGGUAAUUAGUGAGUUUUGCUUGUCACCUGAUAGGGGUCCAUUUUAUUACUGUUGUCAUUAUCCCGCCAGCCUGGCGACAAUAGCAUUUUAGUUUGUUAGAAAAUAUCGUCAGGUGACAAACAAAACUCACUAAUUACUACCACAAGUUAAGCCAUAUAGUGAACCAUAUUAAUACCUAUAUAAGGUUGAUUUUUGAUUAAUAUUUUUUUAGUAAUUAAUUAGUGAGUUUUGCUUGUCACCUGACCACCACCUACCGAUAUGUUAUACCACUUUUUAAUCUCUUUAUUUACUUACUCUUAGGGUAGGUGAUUUAUAAUUAUGAAUAUAGUCACUGGUCAUGCUUGAUGAUAGCAUAGAGGAUAGAGUGUUAUAUAUAUCUUUGAUGAUAGGUUCAAUUAUGUUUGUCAAAAAAGGUAAAAAUACCAUCCACAUCCAUACUCUAAUGGUAUAUGUAUUGCAUAAUUAUUUUCCGUCGUAUUUUCACGAAAUCGCACGAACGUGUCUUGCUAUUUCAGUCAGUCUCGGUGCAAAAAGUACUGGUAGGUUGACUGUUACAUUAACUAGAGACUGAUGACACCACAGUUAAACUCAUGGUUAAGUUUUGCGGGGUAAUGACUAUUUUUUUUAAAUACCAGUGUAUUUUAUUAAAUAAAAAACAAGACCGAAGUGGUCCCAUAAGUGUUCCGUGAACAAAGUUUGGUACGGAACACUAAAAAUACGAACGAUUCCUAGAAAAUACGAUGGAAAACAAUUAUUCAUUACAUCUGUAAGUGACAGAAUAAAAUAAAAGCAAUGUAAACCAUUAAAAGUUAAAUAGCUUUAAUAGUUAUUUACACAUUGUUACACGAAUUACAAUUAAUCAACGUUACUUUACACUUAAAAGCUCAUACUGCAGAAAAUAUCCGCAUAUAAAUAUUGUAUCCCCUAAUAAAUAAAUACUUCAAACUAACUUCAUUAUUUAAUUAAAAGAGGUAGUUAUUAUUGUGUUUAACCCAUUGGUAAUCAUGAUUAGAAAAGUAUUAACAAGCAAAUUAAAGAAAAACAAGAGACUUUUCGUCCACACGCCAUACACAAAAACUUCACUCACACGCACAGCUACCAAUAUAACCCAUAACACAACACUUAAAAGUGAUCUCAGCCCUAUGGACAUUACUCACAACGAUUUUAGGCAUUCUUGGCGUCAAAUGGGCCAAGGUGCCUGACCAUUACAUAAUAAUAUUCUCCUUGUAUUGUUCAUAAAUUAUUUAAAACAUAAUUCGACAGUUCAUUCUUAUCUGCAAUCAAUAGGGAGUAUCAUGGUCUAAUAAAACAUGGUCUUCCAUUCCCAGAGUGACACGGGCCUACGUCACAAUAACAUUGCCACUUUAUUUCAACAUAACAUGUUACAUGGGUACAUUAUACCUAUGGUUAAUAAGUUAAAAUAUUUCUUUAUAAAUUUUACAAUAACACGUCAUUUUUAAUUACUCGUUAGCAAUAUCUUCCGAUUCACGAAAGAAAUUUCAGACUUUCGGGUAAUUCUGUUUAUACUACUGGCAACACAGGAUAGCGCUGUGCACAUUUGACAAUUCGGAUCUAGAUAACUUCAUGCCCUGACCGUCAUCCUUGUCGAACGCGUGUUAAUUGUUAUUUCCUUCUCGCUCAGUGUCAGCAGUCGCAGUGUUUUCCAAACUUUUCACGUCGUAAGCUUGGUAAUUAAUGUGUAACUGUGAAUUAGUUUUUUAAACGUUUGUCUUGUAUAGAUAAAUAAGGUUUAAUUUAAUACAUUAGAUUUGUUUUAUUUUACUAUGUUUCUACAUGAAUAACUUAAAAUUAAUGCCGUUAAAAUAAUUUUCACCGUUGGUUAAAAUUCUCCCACAUUUCAAAGUUUGAGAACCUGUAAACAGCAUGAUGACGUAGACGCGUGUCAGUUAGGUCAUACGCGAAUCUCGGAAUGGAGUACCAGGCGGAGUAUAUUAUUAUACCAUGGGGAGUAUUACUGCAAUGUUCUGCCGCCAGAGUGCAGCACUAAUUAGUUUAGUAAACCAUACAGUAACUUACACAUACUAGGCCUUAAACAGUUUUUUGACAAGUUUUCACUAUGACAUUGAUGCAUCAAGGCGGUUUGUUUACAGGUGGCCUACCGCGAAACGCGAAAAUCGAAAUGUCUUUAUCUGCCUCUCGAUCGAUCGAAUAAGCAAGAGCGAUAGAGUCAGAAACCGAACUUUCAACUGUCGUGUUUCACGGUAGGCCAUGUGAUUGACCUAGUAACGCACGAUGAGUCAUUGAUGAUGUCAAUGAGGUUUGUUUACUGUAUGUGCUAGUGGUGCCACCUACGCAGAGCUUUGCCUAAUAUUCCCUAUUCAUCGAUUGGAAUAAGAUAAGUACAUUUUAUGAAAAAGAAAAAAAAAUCUCAAAUGAUUUUUACGCCUAAGACCCUAAGGUUUUAACACGUUCAUCAAGAUAAAGUUGAGAGCC
Cydia splendana is the source of this 7295-nucleotide messenger RNA. Its product is annotated as otoferlin-like. The record is from RefSeq and is a predicted model, not a curated record. NCBI's taxonomy places the organism in Eukaryota, Metazoa, Arthropoda, Insecta, Lepidoptera, Tortricidae. Bases 1 to 4461 code for a protein of 1486 amino acids. Gene Ontology annotation, cellular component: membrane. Gene Ontology annotation, biological process: plasma membrane organization. The transcript has 29 exons.